Penicillium hordei is the source of this 2142-nucleotide messenger RNA. RefSeq lists its product as uncharacterized. Lineage: Eukaryota; Fungi; Ascomycota; Eurotiomycetes; Eurotiales; Aspergillaceae. The transcript has 4 exons. The record is from RefSeq and is a predicted model, not a curated record. The coding region runs from base 1 to 2142 and encodes 713 amino acids.
AUGGAACACGACAGAACAGUUAGGGAUCUGUUCCCUGCCCUGGCUGUGCAAUUAGAACGAGAAACAAGCGAAACUCCAUCCAUUGAAUCUGAUGAUUCUGCCGUUGCGUUUCUAACCACCGACGUCCACGACUCUGACGGUGAACCUACUUCGCCGGUGCCUCCUGUGCCUCUUCCACCUUUGCUUCCGUCCAAUUCGGAGAACAAAGCUUCCACCCCCCCUGCUUCUUCUCCAGAGUCUCCUCGACAGGACACCCCGGACCGUUGGACAACUACCCAAGUUCCGAGCACUCCUGUUAGGUCGACUCGAGUUCGAUUUACUCCACUUGGAAGGAAUUCUGAGGAGUACCUCCCUACAGCGAGCCACACUUGCACUAAUACAGGUUCUACCAAUGAAGAUGAACACGAUACGGACGUGACUCCCAUUGCCACUUCUAGAAUAAAACCUCUCGUCAACGAACCUCGUGAGGAUUCCACCUCAGAGUCGGAUACCACUUCAGACUCUACGAAUGCAAAUGAAUCCCCCAAGGACGUGACUCCCAUUGCCGCUCCUAGGAUAAAACUCUUUUUCAAACCGAAGUCUCGUCAGUCCACCCGGGACUCUAUUCCCUCAACUGUUCCAUCCGACCCCGGUAGCAGCGAACAUCUUUCGUCCCCUACCAAACCCGGCAGUCAAUCGUCCAAUAUGGUUCCUCCUAAGCCUAGUGCUGAAAGCACCUCUCAUGAGUCUUCUUCUGACUACGAGACAUCGACUAGUAUCGAUGCUACUUCGGAGCUCCCCGCUACCAGUGAGUCUCCUAAGCCCAAUUCAAGCUCUGACGAAGCUCCGUCCCGGGAUGCUGGCUACCUGUCUCCUUUGGAUUUCGUCCCUUCUACUCCACCGGGCCCUGCAAUAAACCCUUCACUCGAUCCAUCCAUGGAUCCUUCAAUGGACCCUUAUAUGGAUCCUUAUCAGUCAAGUGAUUCAGCAGUUAUGCCAGGGAUCACCCCGUUCGAAGACCCAAAUGUCCUCCCAUCCACAUUCAUGUACCCCGAGGAGACUCUUGACUACAGCAUCUUGCCCAUUGACCCCAUGGGGGUGUACACCCCGGAGCAGUAUGCACGCAUCCUGGCGUCUGAGCAGGAGGUCCUGCGUGAAAUGGCUGACCCCCAUACCGAUACUCCAAUGUAUGUGUAUGGCCGGAGAGUAGAGCCACAUUACACUACAGUUGCCGAUCUGGACCGUAUCUUUGCUGAGAUGGAAGCCGCUUCUGCUGGCAUAGAUAUUCUACAGCCUGAAUAUUGGGCUGCUAUCGGCCGCGAUCUGCCCGGUCCAUCUCAACCAGGUGCACUGGUGUCUGAUCAACCCGCCCAUGCUCAAUCGGCAUCUGAGACUUUGCCGUCAGUGGAGGAAGCAGAAGCAGGCUCAGCCAGAAAGCGUGCCCGACACAGUUCACCGACAGCAAAGAGCUCGACCCCAGAGCUAUCAACCACAAUUUCAGCCAGAACUUCAAUCUCGAACCAACGCCGCAGCACCUCAUCUAAGACCAAGACCAUGAGUUCUCCGCCUGCAUCAAUACCAACACGCCGUCAUUCCAAGAACGAAGUCGCGACACCAUCCGCACCGGCCUCAGCACCAUCUCGACGCCGCUCCAAAACCAAGGCAAAGACCGAGAUCGCUACUCCAGAGGUCCCGGUGACCGUCUCCCCACGCCGUCUGCGCAGCUCGGAUGUCAUGCCGAGCUCCAGCACAAAGAAGAACCCCAAGGGUAAUGCAACCCCAGAGUCAUGGGAGACAGCACCUACCGCAGACAAGAUGAUGUCACAGAUGAAAGAGUCGUCGAUGUCGUGGACGGACGUCACCACAGCAUGGAAUGAGAAUCGAGAUAAAUCGGACAGCGAGAUGACAUGGCGAGCACUGAGCAAGCGAUGGGGACGAAUCAAGGAUAGAAUUGGUCCCUGGCCCGGUUUUGACGAAGUUCUUCUGGAUACUUUGGGAGCGUUCGAUCCGAAGCUGGAUGACGAUGACUUUGCGCAGAUUGCUGAGGAAGUUUCCAGUGGGCUUGGCUGGGAUGUUUCCAGCGCGGCUUGCCGUGUUCGAUACGUAGCCCUCAAGGAGUCUGGCAAGAUCAAUGUGAAGGCGAAAGGGAGGGCACGGAAGUAA